GCGAUGGGAAUAAACCGGUUUCUCUUGGUGAUAAAUUUGACCGAAAACGUUUUGUCAAAAAAUCCUCAAAUUUCGCAAAAAUGAGACUUAAUUAUCCUCCACCUCAUCAAACAAAAUCUUUAUCGGCUAGGCUGCCGGAUGAAGCUUUCGAUUCAGAAACGGUAACCUUAUUACCAACGAUGCAAACUAAUAACAAACAUGAAAACCGUACAACUCUAGGAAUUUCAAUACUUAUAUGCUUCAUAGUUAUGCUUACUCUAAUAAUAAUCGCAAUGUGUCUCGGCUUUUACAUUAAACGAAAAAACAAGACGCCUGCAGCCGCUUUUAAGAAAGGUCACAGAAAGGAUCCUUCUCCCAUCUCCGCGAUAUUAUCGGGAUCAAUAAUUGAUACGAGAAUUCAAGAAAUAAGAUCCGAAUCACAAAGAACUUCCACAUCUUCAAUCCUUAUAGAA
Molecule: messenger RNA, 452 nt
Organism: Funneliformis mosseae
Lineage: Eukaryota; Fungi; Glomeromycota; Glomeromycetes; Glomerales; Glomeraceae
Source: the annotation of a GenBank genome assembly